Plasmodium inui San Antonio 1 is the source of this 2457-nucleotide messenger RNA. RefSeq lists its product as hypothetical. The record is from RefSeq and is a predicted model, not a curated record. The transcript has a single exon. Lineage: Eukaryota; Apicomplexa; Aconoidasida; Haemosporida; Plasmodiidae. Bases 1 to 2457 code for a protein of 818 amino acids.
AUGGAGAUGCUUCCGCGCAACAGGGGGGAGGCUUGCCACCCGAGGAUGAGGGAGGCCCAAGGGGGUACGGUCUGCAUGGAGUUGGCAGACCCCCGUUGCGAGGAUGAAUUCGGGAGGGAAGAAUGCAUAAAACACGAAUGCAUGAAGAAGGACUACAUGAAGGACACUUGCAUGAAGGACAUCUGCGUGAAGGACGUCACUGGUGAGGAGCGCGCGCGUGCCAUCACUGCAACCAUGCGUGCGUCUCCAUCUUCGUGCCAAUGGGAGGGUUCCCUUGAAGGAGUCCCACCACUCCUCCUGCCACAGAGCAGCCCGAGAACAGAACCGCCCAGCGAUAUCCCCACACACGUAAUAAUCAGCCCCAUGCGACACCCCUCCCCACAACUGAGUACAGAGUACCAAAUGAAAGAAUUGACCCUGCUGAUGGAGAAGUAUGACGUGCGAAGAAACUUCGUCUGUUUCGGAGGAGCCUUUGCCAGGUUCGCAAACGAGACGUACACCUUCACACACAGGCAUUUCAGACCACAUCUUGGAAUACAUAUGAACGCUUACUUUUUUAAUCAUUUUAUUUUCAUGAAGAAUCAUAUCAAAAUGAUUCAUUUCUCCAGAUGGCAUAUUCUUGUGUACCUCUCAGACAAUAGAUUAUAUGUAUACAAGCAUAGUCGGUAUUUGUGGCAUCUGGACCAUUUCAAUGAGUGGAAACAUUUGCCUCUUCCCACUUCGAAUGAAAUAAAAGACAUUCAGAUUGUCUCCUGUAAUUACAAAGGAGACCUCUACUUUGACCAUCCUAAGGGACCAGAUUAUGAUCUGAAUGAUGACACCCAGUUUGGUUCUUCUACACACCAACAUGAGACCAUCGAUCCGAUUCACUUUUUCGGACUUAGCUUAAUUGACAGCAAGGACAACUUAUACUUAGGCCUGAACACGAAUGUUAAUUCGAGUAGAAUUAACAUUAAGCAGAUGAAGAUGAUCGUUCCUCGCUCGUUUGAGAAGCGCAGAUUGCGAAUGAGGACCAUUCUGGUCAGCCUACCCGAGCUCAGUGAAUAUGACCUCCGCUCUUGCGCCGUCUAUUUGAAGUACGCAUCGAUAUUUGAGUUGUCUUAUACGCGCGCUGGAAAGCGCAACGGUGGGAACGGCAGUGGUGAGAACGGCAAUCGUGGGAACGACCGUGGAGGGAGAAGAGUCAGCUGCGUCAACCAGGGGAUAACUACACCGGGGCAAGCUUCGAACGGGAAGCAUUCCGGUGAAGCCGCCACACUUCACGUGGAAAAUACACCACACGGAAUGGACACAUAUCAGAGUUCCAAAGUGGACUACAGAAAGGGGUCGAAAGAAAGAGGGAGAUCUUCCCAACCGGGCAGGCUUUCCCAAAUGGUAAGAGCAUCUCCGAAGGGGAAGAACAAAAAGCGAAUUUCCGAAAGCGAGUCCCCCUCCUGUGGAAGCAAACUCAGUACAAGUGUAAAGGCAGAAGAAGAGAACCGCAACCAAGAAGAGAACCGCGCCGCAGAUCCCCUCGACUGCGCGGUGGGUGAAGUGAAAAGGGGGGAAGACCAUCAUGAUAAUCCGACCCAAGACAGGGCCAAAAAAAGAAGGCGAAUUAAUCGAGGCAAGGCGGGCCGCCCCCCUGGCCAGCUACCGCAGAGUGGAAGUUCGUCCGACGUGGGGAGGGCGACAGGGGGGAGAGGGGCAGAGGGGGGAUCAAAUAAGGGUGGCAGAGCUACUGGUGGCACGAUUAACCCGUGCAAAAUGGAUGCCCCGCGAAUGGAACGCCACUUCGAACGAGUUACGAAAAAGAAGGACCAUUUCAUCUUCAUAAAAACGUCUAACAAUUUGAAAUUCAAAAAGAGGCUGAUACGUUCGAAGCCGAAGGUGCUGUUGAGCGGCACAUCGUGCGCGCAUGGCUGCGUGUUGUUUGAAAAUAAAGAAAUUUAUUUCUGGAUUUUCGGACAGGGGGAAUCACCUCUACCGGAGGCGGUGCAUGCGGAUGAAGUGGUCGCCUCCACCGAAUUCGCCGCUCUCAAGGGAAGACAAAGCAAACGAUUCACUUUCAAAAAAUUGGAGUACCCCAAGCUCAACAUCGUCGACGUAGUUUACUGCAACAACACUUACAUUAUGCUGUCGGAGGAUAACAUCCUAUUCAUUUUAAAGACCCCCUAUUUGCACACUCUACGAGCGGUGAAUUUUUUCUUCUACCUGAACAAUUACCUACCCAAGGGAGUCACUCCCCACCGAAGAAGCGGUGUGCUGACUUUGGACAAAAUUAGGGACUCCAGUUUGGUCAAAAUGUAUCUUACAGAUUACAUAUUGGUGACUGUCCACAGCAGCAAGGAUAUAUGCUUCACCCCCGUUUUGUUUCACAGUGUCUAUAGCGAUAUGGACUCUCAAUAUAUUGACGUCCUUUCGACGAAGUAUGAGCAGCAGGUAAAGUCUUCUCCCCGGGAUGGUGACGCCACUUGA